AUGACGGAACUAACUGACGGAAACCCAAGAUGCGAUGCUGGCUUCAUGCGCAACAAGCGUUGGACAGUUUCAGCUGUGUGUCCCGGCAGUACAUACGGCCCAGACUGUAAAUACGACUGUCACUGUAAUACCAGUGUGACCUGUGACCUUCAGAAUGGUUGUGAAGGGAAAUGCGCUGCAGGUUGGGACGGACCCACGUGUCAAAGGCUGGGACGUCGACUCAGCGGCUUCAAUUUGUAUGUGGGAAACUCCUCCCAGGCUUACAAAACCUGUUAUAAAGACACCACACCCAAUACCACGACCCCCGGGCCCAUCGUAACCGGACACUGUACGGGAGGUCCGGUGUCAGGAGACACCGUCAUGAUAACAUCACGUCGAGACGAAUAUCUAACACUUUGUGAAGUUCUCAUCUACGUGUGUUCCGCUGGAUGGUAUGGUGAAAUGUGUGGACGACAAUGUAAUACAACGACAGCAUGUUCCAAAUGUGACGUCACAAGGACACGGUGUACAGAAUGUGUUGACGGUCGAUGGGAAAAACAUUGUCAAAACAGAUGUGGCCAUUGUUGGGCCGACAAAUGUGAUAAAGAUACUGGGGAAUGUCCUCUAACUGAAGGAAAGCCAAGAUGCGAUGCUGGCUUCAUGCUUGAGAAUUGUUCGACAGCCUGUGGGGCAGGUACUUAUGGCCACGACUGUAAAGAGACCUGUGGAUCGUGUGCAAGUGGACCAAGCAGUUGUAACACUACAUCCGGCCACUGUCGGGGUAAUCCCAGAUGCAUGCCGGGAUAUUCUAGUUUGAAAUGUAAAACAGGAUGUGAUGCUGGGUUUUGGGGAGCCGGCUGUGAGGAAAAGUGUGGCGAAUGUUAUAACAACGUCACGUGUGACAGAGCAUCUGGGGGCUGUCCAAUCACAGACGAGAAUCCCCGCUGUAAGGCCGGUUUCUUGGGAUCUAACUGUCGACAAACAUGCUCCCCUGGCACAUGGGGACAAAACUGUAAACUUACUUGUAGUCUGAACUGUCUUAAUGGUCCAACCGGAUGUGACGUCAGGAAUGGAGCAUGUAUUGGAGGUUGUACAGAUGGACAUGAAGGCCGAUUUUGUACCCCAGUCAACUAUAACUACACAGGAGUGGUUAUAGGCUGUGUGGCUGUGGUGGUCGCUGUCGUAAUCGUCGUUAUUGUACUGAUGUACACGAGAAGAUGUCACGGUAAUAAGUCAGGAGGAACCUCUGAGCGUUCGGAUCCGGUCCACGUCCAGAAUCGAGAGAGUUCUAAUCAAGGGAGAGAAGCGCGGAUUUCAACUCCAGUGGACAGCAACCCGUAUGAGAGUGUUUAUGAGAAUGAAUACGACAAAAUCCGAUUUUCUUGUAAUGACACCGAGGCCAGUUACACAGUUGUUACUUAAUUUCAUGGCUUUGGACGCGAAACGCUUCCUGGAAAGAACUGGAGACAGUGAACCGUUAAAAAGGACAAGUUUUGGACACAAAUAUGGUUUGAAUUAGAUAAUUCGCUUCUAAAAACAGCACACUUUGUUUUCAAUUUUGAAAAGAUUCAAAGGGCUAAUGCUUCUUUUAGUUUGGGGCUCGAUGAGGGCGAUGUUGGUGGACACAACUGUCGUGUUUUAGCGGUCCUGCUCGCCCUCGUCCUACAGGAGUGUAAGCAUUUGGCCUAGCUGGAUGUACCGACU
Molecule: messenger RNA, 1683 nt
Organism: Liolophura sinensis
Lineage: Eukaryota; Metazoa; Mollusca; Polyplacophora; Chitonida; Chitonidae
Product: multiple epidermal growth factor-like domains protein 11
Exons: 10
Coding region: 1-1401 (466 amino acids)
Source: RefSeq, a predicted model, not a curated record